AGUCACUCCAUCAAGCUGAAAACAACCAUCACCUUCCGGGUCCCCUCAUCACUUUUCCCAACGCAUCUGCCAGUCAGGUCUUCUUUCGAGGAUACCCUCGCUCUGUAAAUUUCUUUCUUUCUCUUCAUUCUCUUAUUCUAACUUUGCAUCUGGGUGCACCAUGCCUCUGCCGGAUGAGAGACCUCGUCAGAGCGUUGCAAAUCUCAUCGGACGUUUUGAGCAGCAGAACAAACGCCAGUCGUCUUCUGCUGCAUCUGCGAUCCCGCGUAGCUCCAGCGUCUCCUCACAAGUUGCCGGUGAUUCCGCGAAGGAAGAAACAAAGGAGAAGAGGGAGUGGCCACCUAAAUAUGUGGCAUCUGCGAAUGUGGAUAAAAGCGCGCUCACACCGUCCUCUUCCUCUUCCGUCACUCAGAACAAGUCGCCACCCACGAGCCCUCAGCCCAUGACAGAGAAGCCGGCAGAGACUAUCACGGCCGCACCUGCCUCCCCGGAGCCUGUCAAGCCACCCGCAGUGAAGAAGCUAGUCUCUGGAAAGGCUACUCCCACUUUCGGGUCUCGGACGAACCACCCGACUUCACCUGCAAAACCACGCCCCUCUACCGCGUCUGUCAAAUCUCCAGUGAAGUCACCACCUAAAUCUUCGCUUUCUUCAUCGGUCUCUCAACCCAUUAAGCCACAGCACACAGGACAAUCAGUCACUUCCAAUACCUCCACUGUUCGUAGCCCCCCCAAAUCAGUUCCUAAAUCCACACCCUCCACUCCUUCUCGACCGAAAACGCCCGCCGCGCAUGCGGCCAAUCUAUCUCGUCCAAAGACGCCUUCCUCGGGUUUGUUUGCACCCACAGCAGCAUCUCUUGCACGCUCUCGUAAUGCCCUUCCACCCGCUCCUCCGCCAGUAAAGAAGGCGACAUUAAGCAGCAGCGCAGCAGAACGAUUGAGCAAGCCUACUGCUGCUUCCAUGUCAAAGGCGCGCGCUCCUCCUCCGGCGGCCAGUCCCAUACGUACCGUCAAAUCUACCUCUGCAAGUCCCGCUCCCCGCGGCCCGUCAAAACUCAGAGUAGGAUUAGCACCUGCAAGGAUGAAGGAAGCGAAAGCACAGGAGGCUGCUACCAAGGCUGCUACCAACGAUGUUGACCAUGAACUCAAUGAUCUGGAGAGCGGAUUUGCUGAGAAUGGGCAUGAACCGGAGGAAGCCGUGAUUUCAGAAGGAGGCACCGAUUUGCACGAUGAAGUUCGCGAUCAGGUCGACGAGGUACCGGUCGUGGAGGAAGUUGUGGAGAGUGUCGUGGAAGCCACCCCAGAUCCCGAGGCAACACAUGUGGAGGUUCAGGUUGACGCGAUGGUGGUGGUCGAUGUUCCCCAAGUUGCCGAGCCUGAAGUGCAUUUCGAAGCUCUAGUGGAAGAGUCACUGUCCCAUGGGAAUGACAACUCCAAUGGUUCAGUUGAGUCCCAAGAGGUCGCACCUGCUACAGAAGAGACUGCGCACAGCCCAGUGUCUGAGGAGGUUCCUGCAGUUGGCAAUGACAUUGAAGACAUGGUGGUCAUGCUGGAGAGUGUCUCUUUAUCGAAUCACCGACCCCACAGCAUCCCCAGCAUCCCGGAUGAGCAUGGAGAAAUUCCUGAUGAGGAUCAGUCGUAACGAUCUAGGCCCACCAUCAUGAAGCAUUGUAAAUGAAUCCGUCGACUAUCGUGUGCAUAUGGUUGAUGAGGUCUUUCUCAAUACAUUCGUUUAGUGGUUCCGCAUUGCCGAUUCUGACCUUUCUUCCUUCUUAUUGUGCUCUGACAUUCUGCUUUGCUGCCUUCUCGCCUUCUGCCCUGAAUUUUCUUACUGCAUCGCCGCUGCAGCUGGCGCGUGUUGUUAUGCAUCAUCACAUCCAUUUCGUUACUUUCGUUAACGUCCCUCCCGAGCGCAUCCAUUUCUACAUUACAUUUGGCUCCGGGAUACAGUAUACCCUGACUCCCGCACAUACAAUUUGAGGAACAAAUCGAAAUUGCAAUGUCACAUUUCGCCGAGAGCAUAUAUGAAUGGUCCAC
Suillus clintonianus is the source of this 2034-nucleotide messenger RNA. RefSeq lists its product as uncharacterized. The coding region runs from base 161 to 1639 and encodes 492 amino acids. The transcript has 3 exons. NCBI's taxonomy places the organism in Eukaryota, Fungi, Basidiomycota, Agaricomycetes, Boletales, Suillaceae. The record is from RefSeq and is a predicted model, not a curated record.